AUGGCAAUUAUUGGGGAGCUAAGAGCAAGUGCAGCGCAACACACUAACCCAGGCAAUAGGCCCCCCAAGGCUAGAGUUAGACCUCCAGCGCGCAAAAGGAAGCCCAGGCAAGUCCUGGAACCCACCAACCUGGGUAAGCCCAAGGGCAAUUCUGGACUGGGCUCUUGCCCGAAAGUCGCUGACGUCAGCCAUGACGUCACGCUAACAUUAGCGGCUGGAAAUCAAUUUUUGUUUACAGCCCCCAACAGGAAGAUGCCAUAUGGCGCUUCCCGGACUCUCCAAUUGAAUUUUUUGCAAAAAUCCAACUCCCUUGAUUUUUUUGGCUAA
Prunus armeniaca (apricot) is the source of this 327-nucleotide messenger RNA. NCBI's taxonomy places the organism in Eukaryota, Viridiplantae, Streptophyta, Magnoliopsida, Rosales, Rosaceae. The record is from the annotation of a GenBank genome assembly.